AUGAAGUUUUCCGUCCUCACGCUCGUGGCAACUCUCGCCUUCGCCACCGCUGCUCCCAGCGAACUUGUUGCUAGACAAUGCUCUUGCCACAAGGUAGGCAACGAGUGGAUCUGCAGCGGACGACUCUGUCCUAAAGACUUCGUCCCCGAGCCCGCCAUGGUCAAGAGAGAUAGCGAGCUCGUAGCUCGGCAGUGUUCCUGCAAGAAGGUUGGCAAUGAAUGGAUUUGCAGUGGGCGACUUUGCCCAUGA
Molecule: messenger RNA, 249 nt
Organism: Colletotrichum gloeosporioides
Lineage: Eukaryota; Fungi; Ascomycota; Sordariomycetes; Glomerellales; Glomerellaceae
Exons: 1
Coding region: 1-249 (82 amino acids)
Source: RefSeq, a predicted model, not a curated record